AUGCAGAACGGCGACCACCUCAACGGCAAUGAUCCCAACGGUCUCCUCGCCCGCAUCGGCGGCGUGUGGGCUGGUCAUGUCCUGCAAGGACAAUUCCAAUACGAGGUCGCAGGCCUUCUCAAGCGCACAUCAAACCGCUUCCCCGGCGCCCAACCAGUCUCGUUCUCCAAAGCCCACCUCGAAGAGCUAAAACGAGCCGACUACUACGUCUGCGAGAAGACGGAUGGCAUGCGCUACCUUCUCUGGAUGACCGAUGACGCCGGCCGACCCAUCAACUACCUUAUCGACCGCAAGAACGACUAUUACUUCGUCGACGGCCUCUUCUUCCCCCACCAGGACUCCAAAGAUUGGACCAAAGCCCACGAAGACACCAUCCUGGACGGCGAGCUCGUCGAAGACCGUUUCCCCGACGGCACCACACAGAUCAAGUUCUACGUCUUCGACUGCCUGAUGAUCGACAAGCAAGACCUCAUGGGCCGACCUCUCGACAAGCGACUCGCGUAUUUCCAGAUGAACAUCCUCAAACCCUACAAAGCCUACCGACGCGCUCAUCCGGAAAAGGACCAGCCAUUCCAACUGGCCGACAAAUCAAACGAGUUCUCGUACGGCCUAGAGAAGAUGUUCAAAGAGACCAUUCCCAAAGUCAAGCUGCUUCACGGAAACGAUGGUCUGAUCUUCACAUGCAAAGACAGCCCUUACUGUCCUGGCACGGAUCCCCAUAUCUUGAAAUGGAAGCCCCCAGAGGAGAACACGGUCGACUUCUUGCUGCAUAUCACCUGGCACACGGAGCCUGCAGACCCGAUGGAUGCAGAUCAGUCGCCUAUCGAAGACUACCACACUAUGCCCCAAGACUUCGGCCUGUACGUCAACUACGGCCGCGACCAGUACGAACGCCACGGCGAACUCUACGUCUCGCCCGAAGAGUGGCAGAACUUCAAAUCCAUGAAUCGACCUCUCCAGGACUCAAUUAUCGAGUGUUUCGUGGAAGAUGCCUCACAGAGCCCGCCCAACGGUCUGAAUGGCCACAACCACAGCAAUGGCACAAACAGCGCAGCAGCCGGCAAACGCUGGCGCUUCCAUCGGUUUCGUGACGACAAGGAGGAAGCUAACCAUAUCUCUACCUUUGAGAGCGUGCAAGACUCGAUCAUGGAUCGCGUAACCGAGGAGGACCUGUUGAAGCAUGCAGGAGAUAUCAGGGCAAGGUGGAAGGCCAGAGACGCGGAGCGGAAAGCCAGUGUUGCUCCUGGUGGCGGGAAAUAA
Molecule: messenger RNA, 1260 nt
Organism: Cyphellophora attinorum
Lineage: Eukaryota; Fungi; Ascomycota; Eurotiomycetes; Chaetothyriales; Cyphellophoraceae
Product: mRNA-capping enzyme subunit alpha
Exons: 1
Coding region: 1-1260 (419 amino acids)
Biological process (GO): 7-methylguanosine mRNA capping
Cellular component (GO): mRNA capping enzyme complex
Molecular function (GO): ATP binding; mRNA guanylyltransferase activity
Source: RefSeq, a predicted model, not a curated record